This is a messenger RNA of Folsomia candida, 1083 nucleotides long. Its product is annotated as host cell factor 2. NCBI's taxonomy places the organism in Eukaryota, Metazoa, Arthropoda, Collembola, Entomobryomorpha, Isotomidae. Gene Ontology annotation, cellular component: histone methyltransferase complex. Gene Ontology annotation, molecular function: transcription coactivator activity; protein binding. The transcript is spliced from 5 exons. The coding region runs from base 1 to 1083 and encodes 360 amino acids. The record is from RefSeq and is a predicted model, not a curated record. Gene Ontology annotation, biological process: chromatin remodeling; regulation of DNA-templated transcription.
AUGCUCUUAGCACGAGAAGAAAAUGAGAAAAGUGUGAAGACUAAUACUGAACCAGGCAACGAAACGGUUAAAUUAUUUGAAUCUUCUGAUGAAGCUUGGCCAGAAUUAGGAAAUGUAGACCAAUUGGACUUUUCCCUGUUUGACUCUUGUCCCAGUCCAUUCGACGCCUUGGAUUCAAAUAUUGAAGACUCUCCUGCUGAUGGGAGCAAUCAUCCAAUCCCGUCUCACGAAUUUGACCACGGGUAUUCAAUUCCACACAAUCUUCAAUUUUUAAAGGAUGCGGAUCUCUUCAACUUGCUUGCAUCGCCGUCAUCAUCGUCGGGAGUGAGUACGCUCUCAGGUCAAAAUGAUAUCACCAAUUCGCCGCCAGUCGCUGUUGUUGCUCCAAAUCAGGCAACAGUCGUCACAUCUGAAACACCAAAAGACGAAGAAAACGAGGAUGGAUGGUGUGACGUGGUUUACACGAAAUUUAACUUUUGCCGAGUAACACAAUACUUCCUCGUCAAUGGACAGAUUUCUAGUCAGGCCCCAGACGCGGACCUGGAACAAGAUUCGGAGUUGGGCAAGAAAUGUGUCCAACUGGAACCCGGGACAAAGUACAAGUUUCGAAUUGCCGCAAUUACCAAAUAUGGUCGGGGUCCGUGGACUGAGCGCCAACAUGCAUCACGAUUUCCAAGGAAGCGGAAGGAGCACGGAUUUCAUGGGACCCUUCAAGAAACGGCGAAACUCUCGAGUAUUGUGUCUAUCUCGGAUCAAGGAAUCUCCAUGAAGCAAGGCCUUCCUAAAUUUGUGGAUAGAAAGGCUGGAAGAUCUCUCUCAUUUCUUCAAGUUUAUUGUGGCACUUUCAACUAUUGCAUUGUUCAGAAUAUCUCUCUUGCCUCAGCUUAUAUUUUCAUGAACACGCAACCGGCGAUUUUAUUUCGUAUUGUGGCGAAAAACGAGAAAGGAUAUGGUCCAGUGACGCAAGUUCGGUGGCUCCAACCAGAAUCGGCCAUUUUAACUAUCAAGCGUACUGCUGAGCCACAACCUUCACUUGGAGGACGCAUAAAAAAGCGCAAAAGCGACAUCAAGGCUAGAAAAUAG